AUGGUUCCUUUGGUUCCUAACGCGGCUCGGGUUAGGAGAAACAAAAACGACGCCGUUUGGGACGAACCCACUUCACCUAAAGUCUCUUGUAUUGGUCAGAUCAAGCGUGUUAAAUCAAAACGUUCUCCUAAGAAAAACAGAGCAACUACUAAGUCCUUGAUUCCUAAAAUCCCUAAAACGUCUUCUUUAACCAAAGAAGAUGAAAAAAGUCGUGGUUUUUCGAAGAUCAAGCGUCUCUUCUCUUUCUCUUCGGCGACCCCAUCGAGACAAACUCAUUCCUCCGCCGUGGCUGAACAUCCGGUUACGGUGGUUUCCGCCGCGGCGGCGCCGUCUUUAGGUCAGAUGAAGAAGUUUGCGAGUAGCCGUGAUGCUUUGGGAGGAUUUGAUUGGUCGGUUGAGAUGAAGCAAGAUGUGGAAUCUCCGGCUGAUCAUCACCGUGGUUAUUAUUCCGAUGAUGAGGUGAGAGCUCCGUUGAGUUUGAAACCUAAGAAAGAAGUUAACUUGUGGAAGAGAAGAACCAUGGAUCCACCUAAACCGCUUCAUCUUCAAAUCUCUUGA
Arabis nemorensis is the source of this 558-nucleotide messenger RNA. Lineage: Eukaryota; Viridiplantae; Streptophyta; Magnoliopsida; Brassicales; Brassicaceae. The record is from the annotation of a GenBank genome assembly.